Messenger RNA from Polistes dominula (European paper wasp), 3591 nucleotides. It is a transcript of the gene Uvrag, whose product is annotated as UV-resistance associated gene. Lineage: Eukaryota; Metazoa; Arthropoda; Insecta; Hymenoptera; Vespidae. Gene Ontology annotation, biological process: SNARE complex assembly. The record is from RefSeq and is a predicted model, not a curated record. Gene Ontology annotation, cellular component: endosome; lytic vacuole. Gene Ontology annotation, molecular function: SNARE binding.
AUUAUAUUUAUAUAUGACAAAAGAGAAUCACAUUAUUAUUUGAUGGUAGAUCAAAAGACGAAAUAAUAAAGAUGAUACAGUCGUUAUAUACAGUAUUACAUAUAGGAGUGUGUUAAACCGAUACGAAUAACCUGGCUAUCUAUUAAAGUUACUAUCCUGUCGAUUAUCCAUUAAUAAUAUCAUGUUUAAGAAAUGUUUCAUUUAUUUUUAAUGAUAUUAUGUGUAUUUUACUAUGAAAGCAAAUAAUGGAGGUUUCUGAGACGCGAAACCUCGUUAGAGAUUUAGACUUGACUCUUCAACCCCGUAUCGCACCACGUUAUAAAACUUGGCUUCCCCUUGCUACGCAGCAGUUGAGACUUAGGAGCUUGAUUCAAAUAAUUGGAUAUAAAUUGAGAACAAAUGUAAAUAGCGAAAUCAGUUGGUUUUAUUAUACUUUACAUAGAACAACUAUGUCAUCGCCGAUAUAUACAAGCGAAUUAAUAGAUAAUGCCAAUCCUAGAUGGUCUAGCUUGGAAGUACCUACUUUACAUGCCACAGGUUACUCAUCUGCCAGUGAAAUAAUCCUAAGGCUAUGGAAAAGAACAGCUAUGGGUAGUAAUACAUCAGAUAUAAUUGUAUUCACAUGGGGUAUUUCUUUUACCGGCCUUGCAUAUAUUGGUCCUAAAUUGCCCAACAACAUGGAAAAAAUUCUUAAAGAAAAUUCAAUAAUUUUUUACUUCAAUGGAGGUUUUUUUACACCUGCAUAUUGUUUCAUAACAACACCAGAAUUAAAAAGAUAUCUUCGUAUAAGUGUUAACACAAGCGAAGUAAAAGACAGUUAUACUGUAAAUAAAUUGACCAGCUUGAGAAGCAAGAUGCAAGCGCUAAAACAACAGACCAAUUCGGUGGAAGCUUUAAGGAAACGCAUUGCCUCUGGUGAUAAUUUUCAAACACCAAAAUAUCCUCAAUCUUCUUUGAAUAGAUUAUUUCAGCCUCGUACAGUUAAUAGAGAAAAAAAAGCUGAAAUACUUAAAAUACGUAAGGAAUUAGAAAUGGCCAAAUUUCGAACAAAACUAUUAGAACAAGAAAGGGCAAGGAAAAUGGGAGAAUUAAGAGUAUUAAACCAAUUACAUGCUACUAUUACAGAAGAAAAUCAAGAUCAUGGUUCCGAUUUAAUGGAAAGAUAUAGAGAACUUAACAAAGAUAUUGAAAGAUUGCAUGAAUGGCGUCAAAGUCAUAUUGAUACCAGAGAAACUUAUAUUCAAAUGAGCAAUCAAUUAGCUCAUCGUCGACGUCAAUUAAUUUCAGAACUAAGUUUAAUUUAUCCUAUUAAACAGGAUAGCAAUGGAAAAUUCACAAUACAUGACAUACAUUUACCAGAUAGCGAAGAUUUGGAAUUGGCAAAUGAUACUCAAGUAGCCGUGGCAUUGGGCUUUGUAACACAUACAACACAAAUGAUUGCAAAUUUUCUCAAUAUACCUACUAGAUAUCCUAUCAUACAUUAUGGUUCUCGUAGUAAAAUUAUAGAUCAUAUUAUAGAGAACCUUCCUGAUAAUGAUAGGCAAUUUCCAUUAUUUGCCAAAGGUAAAGAUAGAUUGCAAUUUCACUAUGCUGUUUAUCUAUUAAAUAAAAACAUAGCUCAAUUACGUUGGUAUUGUGGUCUUCCUACUACCGAUUUAAGAGCCACGUUAUCAAAUCUAUCGACUUUGUUAAAAAUGAAGCCAAACCAAUCACAUUUGGAUAAUUCAAAAAGAACAUUUUCUACUUCAUCGUUAGAUACAGAAGUAGGUAAUGGUAAACAGAAUGUUCCUCUUACACCGCCAAUACAGAAAAUUAUUUUUGAGAAAUGCCACAGAUCUUCACGAUCGAUGGGCCAAUUAAAAUCAAUUAAAUCUUCCUUGGGAUCUUCUUUAGAUCAAGGUCUAGAUAAGCCUGUACAGCCUCUUGUUUUAGGUAGUCAAUCAAAACGAAUUUGCAAAUCGGAAGAAAGUGCCAUAGACGACAGAACAUUAAUGUUAGCUAGAAACAGAUCUAGCACUAGCAGUAACGAAACAUUAAAUUGUACUGUACUGAAUAAUACUAUCACUACGAAUGUAAGUGAUGAUUUUCUUCAAAAUAAUGAUUGCGUUACGAUUGACAGUAAUAUUGAAAUAACAAUACCUACAUCUGUGUCUAAAUCAGUAAAUGUUACUGAUAGUUUAGAAGGUUCUGUCAGUAUUAGGGAUAGAAGUUCUAAUUCCAUAAGUAGUUGUGAAAUGGCCUUAAGUGGUAGCCAAAAUGAUGGAGACGAAAGCCCGAAUGAAAAAAGUACGAUCAAAAGAGAGGAGACCGAACAAAAUAUUUCAUCAACGAAUCAUGACAAUGUAAAAAACAUUGAAGAUAACAUGGAGGAUAAAAUGAAAAACGGAGAACAUACCAAUACGUCACAUUUAGAUAAUAGUACUUCAGAAGAUUAUUUUAUGCAUUAUAACGUCAAAAAUGAUUACAAUUUUGACGUUUUAGAACAAACAGGACCCUUCACGAUUAAUUCGUCUAAAGAACGUAAUGCUAAAUCUUGUUUGUCUUUAGAUGAUAUUAUAAGAUGUACUUAUGAUGAAACUGAAAAGAACGAAAGAACAAAUUCUAUUUCCAGUUAUACGGAAAAGUGUCAUAUAACUAACAAAAAAGUAUUAGGUAAACAAUUUUCUUCUCAACUAAGGCCGAAUGAAGAAGUAGGACAACAAAGUGAACACUGGUCUGAAGAAAAUGAAGAGGAUAUCUUAAUUAAACAUAACGCGAUGUUAAAUAAAGAUUCAUUAAUGGCGACACAAAAAAGCGACAAUACUGUCACCGAUUAUAAUUGUAUGGUCGAAGAAAAAAUGAAUCAGUGCGAAUUUCAAGCAUCAAGCGAUUAUAUAGAUAUUAUUAGACGCAGUUCAGAAAAUGUCUAUGCACGUACUGAAGCCUUAGCUAAUAAGAAAACUAGCUUCAAAGUUAUGAAACCACGGCUGUAAUAUUUAUUAAUUAAAAUAUAAAGUUAUUGUAUAUGCGAGUAAAUCUUGUAAAAAAAAAAAAAUUUAAAAGAGUUAUUCUCAGUACAUAUAGAAGAAGAAUAUGUGUUAGGAUCAAAGUAUGUAACUUUGAUCGAAUUUAUCUUUAUUAUUGUUGCAAAAAGAAAAAUAGUAAAUGAUGGGAAAGAAAAGAAGGGUUACAUUGUUUUAUAAAUAUUAUUUUCUUAAAAGUAUAAUCGCGCCGUAAAUACACACGCAUUCGAAUACAAAUUUAUAUCAUAAAACAAUAAAUAUAAUCGUAGUAAUUUUUCAUAGAAGUUACAUAAUUGCAUUGAGAAAUCGUAGUAGACGAGAGAAAAAGUAAAAGUAAAAAGAUUAUGUGAUUCUAUUUAUAAUAUCUCGAUAUAAUUUUUUCUAUCUUUAAUAAUGUUCUUCUAUAGCUUGCUUAAUUGUAUAAUAUAUACAUAGUAUUUGUGAUUUAUAUAUUUUAUCUAUUAUCUUUUAAAUGAUUAUAUUUUGUUAAGCAAAUGUGACAUCAUGUAUAUUUCUAAACAAAAUUGAAAAAUAUUAUUUCAUUUUUAACUUUCGGCUGGGUCGAGUUUAUGCUUACAAUGUAAAAAAA